Alternaria viburni is the source of this 945-nucleotide messenger RNA. RefSeq lists its product as uncharacterized. The record is from RefSeq and is a predicted model, not a curated record. The transcript is spliced from 4 exons. Lineage: Eukaryota; Fungi; Ascomycota; Dothideomycetes; Pleosporales; Pleosporaceae. Gene Ontology annotation, molecular function: hydrolase activity. Bases 1 to 945 code for a protein of 314 amino acids.
AUGCCGAUCCACUCGUCAACAUGGAAGGAGUACAGCAAGAUGGACGCCGAGUUGGAAGCCAGUAAGCUGCUACCCAAUCUACCACCGAGCAAGUCUUUCGAAGACUACUCAUCGGCUGUCGAAUUGCGUCAGUCUUUCAAUGAGCAAAUCGCUCAGCUGAUCGCAGCUGGUAUUGUGACUUUCCCAGACUGGACCGGGUACCACAAAUCCGAAAUACAGAUCCCCACGCGCGAUGGCGCAUCGAUGCGUUCGCUGGUGUACCAUCCAGAGGGCAAAGAGACAGGGCCAUUGUAUGUGUACUUCCACGGCGGAGGAUGGAGUUUUGGGAUGCCGGAGUAUGGCGAGGGCAUGGCGGAAGUAUUGGUAAAAGGGUUGGGCUUUACGGUCUGUGCCGAAUACGCAGCUUCGUUGGGCGCCGACCUAUCCAAAGGCUUCAUCGUAGGAGGGACGUCAGCUGGAGGCAAUCUGGCAGCUGUAGCAGCUCAUCAAGUUGUUGACGACAACUUGUCUCCGAAGGUGACUGGCGUUGUCCUCCUGUCUGCCCCGUUGUGUCAUCGCGAAGCCAUGCCAGAAGAGUACAAACCCCACAUAUCCAGCUGGGAAGACCACAAGGACGGCCUGGUACUGAGCCGACAAGCCAUUGAAUGGUUCUAUGGCAACUACAAACCAGAUCCUAUGUCACCGUUGAUGAGUCCGUUGAUCUGGAAGACCCAUAAAGGCCAACCCGCUACGUAUCUGCAGGUCAUGGGGACUGAUCCACUUCGUGAUGAAGCGCUCGUGUACGAAAGUCUCCUUCAGGACGCCGGCACACCGACCAAGAUGGAGGUUUACACUGGGUUGCCACAUGGCGCACCCGACUUCUUUCCCAUGCACAGCGCUGCGAAGAAGGCAUUGGUGGAUCUGAAGGAAGGUGUGAGUUGGAUCAUGCAGCAGAGCUCGGGUUGA